CCCCGACGGCCACGCCCGUGUCCCCCCCCCCAGGUUCUGCGAGGUGGCCGCGGCCAACGGGAUGGACAUUUUCCGGGUGUUUGACGCCCUCAACUACGUCCCCAACCUGCUGCUGGGGGUGGAGGCGGCGGGGAACGCGGGGGCCGUGGUGGAGGCCGCCCUGUCCUACACCGGGGACGUGGCCGACCCCACCCGCACCAAGUACAGCCUCCAGUACUACCUGGGGCUGGCCCGGGAGCUCGUGGCCGCCGGGACACACGUGCUCUGCAUCAAGGACAUGGCGGGGCUGCUGACCCCCGAGGCCGCGCGGCUGCUGGUGGGGGCCCUGCGGGAGCAGCACCCCGAGGUGCCCCUGCACGUGCACACCCACGACACGGCGGGCGCCGGCGUCGCCUCCAUGCUGGCGGCCGCCCAGGCCGGCGCCGACGCGGUGGACGUGGCCGUGGACGCCAUGUCCGGCAUGACCUCCCAGCCCAGCAUGGGAGCCCUGGUGGCCUGCACCCGAGGGACCCCCCUGGACACCGGUACGGACACGGGGGGGACGGGGGGACACGGGGGUGGGGGGGGACACCAAGGGUUGGAGGGGGCAACUUGGUCAUAGACGUGGCAAUGGGGGGUUGGAGGGGCCACCAAGGGUUGGAGGGGACACCAAAGGUUGGAGGGGCCACCGAGGGGUUGGAGGGGACACUGAGGGGUUGGAGGGGGCACCAAAGGUGGAGGGGACACUGAGGGGUUGGAGGGGACACCAGAAGCCUUGUGAUGCCACCGUGGUCAUGGUGAUAAACCCAUGGUCUUGGGGGUG
Molecule: messenger RNA, 802 nt
Organism: Corapipo altera (White-ruffed manakin)
Lineage: Eukaryota; Metazoa; Chordata; Aves; Passeriformes; Pipridae
Product: pyruvate carboxylase, mitochondrial-like
Exons: 2
Coding region: 62-601 (179 amino acids)
Biological process (GO): pyruvate metabolic process; gluconeogenesis
Cellular component (GO): cytoplasm
Molecular function (GO): ATP binding; pyruvate carboxylase activity
Source: RefSeq, a predicted model, not a curated record